Molecule: messenger RNA, 2061 nt
Organism: Gossypium arboreum
Lineage: Eukaryota; Viridiplantae; Streptophyta; Magnoliopsida; Malvales; Malvaceae
Product: ankyrin repeat-containing protein At5g02620-like
Exons: 6
Coding region: 1-2061 (686 amino acids)
Cellular component (GO): plasma membrane
Molecular function (GO): protein phosphatase regulator activity; protein phosphatase 1 binding
Source: RefSeq, a predicted model, not a curated record
AUGGAUCCCAAACUGCAUGGAGCUUUAAUAACAGGUGACGAGGAUGCCUUACAUGAAUUCACAUCGGAAUCGGAUUCAGAUUCAGCCUUUUUGCAGGUGACAACCGAGAAAGACAACGUUCUUCACCUUGCUGCCAAAUAUAAUCAGAAUCGUAUGGCCGAAGAGAUGAUUACUAAGUUUCCGACAUUGGUGUCGCUGGUGAAUCAAAAGAACUCCAAAGGCGACACUCCAUUGCACGUUGCAGCGAGGUCGGGGAGUUUCGAAACAGCUCAAAUACUAGUAAACUGUGCAAACAGUGGGGAAAUCGAAGCCGGCCAAAGGGCUACAAGGAUAGUGAACAGGGUGAACGAUACUGCACUUCAUGAUGCUGCAAGAAAUGGGCAUCUUCCGAUUGCGGAAUUGUUGAUUAGAGGAGACCCUGAGUUACCUGAUUUGACAAAUGAGGCUGGAGAAUCCCCUCUCUUCAUUGCUGUGGAUAAAAAACAUGUUGAUAUCGCUGAAAUUAUCUUACAAGUUGCUCGAGUUUUCUCUUUUGCAGGGAGAAAUAGCAUGAAUGUUUUACAUGCAGCUGUUAUUCGAUCGCAGGACGAAGUUCUGAGAAUAUCUUCGUACAUGGUGAAGCUUCAGAGUCCAAUGAAUUACCUUACCAAUAUGUCAUUCAAGCACUCUUUCAAGUUCUCUUCCUUUGGACCUUCCGCCCUCAUUCAGGCUGCCUCCCAAAACCAAACUUAUAGAGAUUUUGUCGUAAAAUUGACGAAAACACGUCGGUCGGCACUCUCCGAAACUGAUAAAUUCGGAUGGACACCAAUACACUACACAGCCCACUUCGGUGCCGUCGACAUUUUCAAGGUGUUUUUAGACCACAUCGAUUCUUCAACCGCUCGUAAAAGAGAUAAACAAGGAAUGACCGUAAUUCACAUUGCUGCAAGAGAAGGCGAAGUCACCAUACUAAAAGAGCUGGCAUAUAAUUUUCCGGAAAUCUGGGAUUUACAAGAUAAUAAAGGCCAAACAGCUUUUCACCUUGCGGUUGAAAGAGGGAAACUCGAUUGUGUAAAGUUUAUUCUUGCCACUAAGCUUUCGCAUUAUGGGCUUAUAAACCAGAAGGACAAUGAAGAUUGUAGGGUGGACAAGUCAGCUAGAAACAUAGAGGGUUUCACUGUCAUCGACAUUAUUUUGUUGAAGGAGUAUGGUUACUUUGAAAAGACUUGGAUUACAAUGAGUGUUGCAAGCAAUGGAGGUCUAGAAAGCUUAGAACAUGCAAUCAACAAGGACGGAAGAAAAACAAGAUCUACUGAGUCGACGACAACAAAUCAAGAACAACCACAAACAACAUGGUUCCCUGUCGCCAUUGAAGCCCAACCACAACUUAUUCCCAACAAAAGACCCGAACCUGCAGCGAUGAAGAAACCAAGCUCCGAUCAACUCCAUACCAUCGCCAGCAUAAACUUACUGGUGACAACACUAAUCGCCACCAUCUCAUUCGCCGCGGGUUUCACCAUGCCUGGUGGGUACAAAAGCGACGGCCCCGAGGAAGGAAUGGCGAUUUUAAGCAGAAAAUUGGCUUUUAGAGUGUUUGUGAUAGCUAAUGCGUUGGCCUUUUGCUUCUCGUCCACAUCGAUGUUCCUCCAUUACUGCAAAUCGUUUGUGGAAAAACUCGACGCCCAUGCAUUUUAUACGUAUAUUACUUCGUUGUUAACGAGUUAUGGGAUUACUGCAAUGGUGAUAGCUUUUGUUUCAGGCACUUAUGCAGCAUUGUCUGAUUCUCCUGGACUUGCUAAAGCUGUUCUUUCCAUUGGGCGUUCAUUCUUUGGGCUUCAACUUCUUUAUGAGCAAAGUGUGCGCUUCGAGGAUGGUCUUAGAGAUGACCUCAGGGUGUUGAUCGCUCCGCAGAAGGAGCGAGACUUCGCGGUCUUGGUGGAGAAGGCAAGGAUCGCUGAGGAGGCUAAGCGUGCUGAAAAGCAAAAUCGAGGGAAGGAUCGGAACCAUUUCUGGAGGGAUUCAGGACCCUCGGAUGGUGCAAAUAGGAUUAUUAAUAGAGCAAGAGUGGAGAAACCAGUUUGA